AUGGACCUCCUCUCUGUCUCUUCCUCCCCUCCUCUUUCCUCUUCCUCCGGCCCUGGCGCCCCUCCCACCCUUGCCUCCUCCUCCUCCUCCUCCACCCUCUCCUCCUCUGGGGCUGUUUCGUCAUCCAAAGACAAGAGGAAACGGCUGGGAUCUUUGCUGGAAGCCCUAAGGUUUCAAGAAGUCCAGCACCUGCACCGCCUGCUCUCCCUCCCAGAGCCUUUCUCCGGCGGCUACUACGUCUCCAAAGCCUGGCUCUCCAACCACCGUCGGUGCGCCUGCCCCCCCCUCUUUCCGUCUCCCUUCUCUGCCAACACGUCCCUCUCCUUCCUUCCCUCUCUUCUUUUCAAGCCUUACCCUUGUCCUCCUUCGUUUCUGCCUCCUCCCCUCCCCCCCUCCCCCUAA
This is a messenger RNA of Nannochloropsis gaditana CCMP526, 402 nucleotides long. RefSeq lists its product as uncharacterized. The record is from RefSeq and is a predicted model, not a curated record. The coding region runs from base 1 to 402 and encodes 133 amino acids. The transcript has 2 exons.